Messenger RNA from Penicillium daleae, 3807 nucleotides. Its product is annotated as putative copper resistance-associated P-type ATPase. Gene Ontology annotation, molecular function: ATP binding; ATP hydrolysis activity; P-type divalent copper transporter activity. The coding region runs from base 1 to 3807 and encodes 1268 amino acids. Gene Ontology annotation, cellular component: membrane. Gene Ontology annotation, biological process: copper ion homeostasis; monoatomic cation transport. NCBI's taxonomy places the organism in Eukaryota, Fungi, Ascomycota, Eurotiomycetes, Eurotiales, Aspergillaceae. The record is from RefSeq and is a predicted model, not a curated record. The transcript has a single exon.
AUGAGGAGAAGUCUCUUUGGGGUGAGCAACAUCCACUGUGCUUCGUGUGUGGCCUAUGUCUCCGAGGUUCUCUCUGAGAUCCCUACAGUGCAAGAUAUCGACGUGUCGAUCUUGACCCAUGAAGUGCGUGUGUCUCAUGGAAUCUCUGUGCAGCCAGGAGACUUGGUUGCUGCUUUGAUUCAAGCGGCCUUCGAAGUCUAUCAUGUCACAACCUAUGAUGAAAGGGGAGACACCGUUUCCGAGCUCGAUACGUCCUCGUGGACUCAUCGUAGUUCGGUCAUUUUCUCGCCUCGCGCCUCUUAUUCUAGCCUCUCGUCCAACAUCAAAGACCGUCUACACAAUAGCCGAGAGAAACGACAUAUUGCCAACUGUGAUGCCUGCAAGAAAGAAGAAGCUCACCAACUUUCUCGCGACUCGACCCAAACUGAAUUUGGCACUCUCAAUGAGAAGUCUCCCCGGGUUCCCACCUGGAAAGAGACCGACGGCAAUGAACCGGUCCAACACGAUAGAAACUGGGAACAAACACCAGAGAAUACAGCAACUUACAUGCCAUCGUCGACUGCGACCUCUGAGACCCGAGUGGAUCAGUCUGCGGACUUAUCCAUAUCGAUUCCGCCCGAAGUUACUGAGACUCUCCGAUUACCACCAGCUGAGAAUAGUGAAGAGUUUACAGCGCAGAUCAGCAUUAGUGGUAUGAGUUGUGCAUCUUGUGUCAACAGUAUUACUGCGGCUGUUCGAGAUCUUGAUUGCGUCAAGGAGAUUGCCGUCAACCUGCUCACGAAUAGCGCCGCUCUCGUGUACACUGGGUCCCAAGGAAAUCUUGACAUCAUUAUCGAACAAAUUGAGGAUAUUGGCUUUGAAGCCUUUGUUGAUGAAGUAAAUCAAGGCGCAAGGUCCUCAACACCUCAAACGGCCCCAGCAACCUAUACCACUGAGAUUGCCAUAGCAGGCAUGACCUGUGGCUCCUGUGUAGGCACGAUCACACGAGGCUUGGAGGAACUACCUUUCAUCCGCAAUGUUUCUGUCAGCUUGCUGUCUCAUAGCGGAAAGAUUGAGUUUCGAGGACGAGAGAAUGUUGAUCGAAUCGUGGAGAAGAUUGAAGACAUGGGUUACGAAGCUGCCGUCAACAGUGUCGAUGCCGUGUACGCAGCGAAGGAUGCCACCGAAACCAUCCGAACGAGAACAAUCUCGAUCCGUGUUGAUGGAAUGUUUUGUCAUCAUUGUCCCGAGAAGGUCCUAGCAUCUUUGGAACUGCUUCACAAUGUCACCGCAGAAGAACUCCCCACUGAGAACAAGCCCAUCCUCAGAGUCACGUAUACGCCUGCGCCGCCUACCUUGACCGUCCGUUCGAUCCUUACGGCCAUCAAUGAGGCCAACGAUGCUUUCAAUGCUAGCAUCUACCACCCACCUACCAUUGAAGAUCGCUCCCGAGCAAUGCAGUUCCACGAACGACGCAGACUACUCACUCGCUUGCUCUUUGUUUUCGCUGUCGCAAUUCCGACCUUCCUCAUCGGCAUCGUUUUCAUGUCACUCGUGCCCUCGCAGAACCCGACCCGGAUGUACUUGGAGCAGACAAUUUGGUCUGGCAGCGUCACUCGUAUUGAAUGGGCCCUGUUUAUCAUGGCAACACCCGUCAUGUUCUACGGCACUGACGUGUUCCAUACACGCGCGCUAAAAGAGAUCUACGCUCUGUGGCGUCCAGGAAGCCGGGUUCCCAUCUUGCGGAGAUUUUAUCGCUUUGGCAGCAUGAACCUUUUGAUAUCUGCUGGCACAGCAGUUGCCUACUUCUCUUCCCUCGCCGUACUGAUUGUUGACGCGGUGGUUGGAACCAAAACUAGCACUCAUAGCACCACAUACUUUGACUCUGUGGUCUUCUUGACGCUCUUCAUUCUCGCUGGUCGUUUCUUGGAGGCGUACAGCAAAGCUCGAACUGGUGACGCUGUUUCAUCCCUGGGCAAUCUUCGGCCAUCCGAUGCGUUGCUAGUCGAGGCUCAGUCCGUGGAUAUCAAUGCUUCUGGAGGAGUUGGUUCAGACCAAGUCACCCGCAUUGGCAUUGAUCUCCUGGAGGUUGGCGAUAUGGUUCGCAUUCCUCACGGUGCUUCUCCACCGGCUGAUGGCGUGGUGGUCAUUGAAGGCUCAUUCCAGUUUGAUGAAAGUUCUCUUACGGGAGAAUCCCGACCUGUCAAGAAAACUGUCGGAGAUCAAGUUUUCACUGGCUCAGUCAACGUGGGUCAGCCCGUGCAGAUUCGCAUCACCGAGCUUGGCGGAUCGUCCAUGCUCGACCGAAUCAUUGCCAUCGUCCGCGAGGGUCAGAGCAAGCGCGCGCCCUUGGAGAGAGUUGCAGAUCUGCUCACCUCCCAUUUUGUUCCUGUAAUUACCUUGAUUGCUAUUCUUACUUUUGUCAUCUGGCUUGCCCUUGGUCACUCAGGUGUUCUUCCCAUCGACUAUCUUGACAUUGCUCGCGGUGGCUGGACAUUCUGGAGUCUGGAAUUUGCCAUCGCCGUCUUUGUCGUCGCUUGCCCCUGUGGAUUGGCUUUGGCUGCACCAACAGCACUCUUCGUGGGUGGUGGUCUUGCGGCGAAGCAUGGUAUUCUGGUGAAAGGUGGCGGUGAAGCUUUCCAAGAAGCCAGUCGUCUCGAUGCUAUCGUGUUCGACAAAACUGGCACUCUGACCGAAGGGGGAAGCCUCAAAGUCACCGAACAUGAGGUGCUUACGAAAGAUCAAGAAUUGUUGAAAGUCGCAUGGACACUUGCCCGAAAGUUGGAAGAGAGCAGCAACCACCCAAUCGCCCAAGCAAUCUCUGCUUUCAGUGAAUCCCAGCCCAUGGUUAAUGUUGUGUCCUUCGAUAUCCAGGAAAUUUCGGGCCAGGGAAUGAAGGGUACUUUCGCAGUGACUACCGAAAAUUCUGGAAGCAGCGAACAGUAUGAAGCUGCAAUUGGCAAUGAACGCCUUCUUCAUAGUGUUCUCCCGGCCAACAGUGACACGUACUUCAUCUCCAGUCUGCUCUCAAAGUUCCAAUCCGGCGGUAAAUCCACUGCCAUCCUAUCCUUGCGUCGCCACUCAUCCAAAUCUUCACCAUUUGUCCCCAUCAUCAUCUUCGCCGCAUCGGACACAAUUCGGCCGGAGGCAGUUAACGUGAUCUCUCAACUCAACAAGCGAAAUGUUGACGUCUUCAUGUGUACGGGCGACAACCAGACAACCGCACACGCCGUCGCAGAAAUGCUGGGUAUUCCUCGUUCCAACGUCAUGGCCAACGUAUUGCCCGCAGAAAAAGCCAGCUUUGUACGACAAGUCCAAGAAGGCUCGGUUCACACCGAAAGAGUGAAUACUCAAGGCCAGACGAAAACGCGUUCAAUCGUUGCAUUUGUUGGAGAUGGCGUUAACGAUUCACCCGCCCUCGCCGCUGCAGAUGUCAGUAUCGCAAUGGCAUCCGGCUCGGAUGUCGCUAUCAACUCCGCCAGCUUCAUCCUGCUCAAUUCAGAUCUGAGCACGAUUUUGCAGCUCGUGAUUCUCAGCCGUCGUGUCUUCAACCGUGUUCGGAUGAACUUCGGAUGGGCUGUAAUUUACAAUUUGUGUCUUGUUCCCGUGGCUGCUGGUGUUUUCUACCCGAUUGUGAGUGGCCAUCAUCAGAUAGCCAAUGGUGGGGAUAUGAUCACUGUGAAUGAACACUGGAGGUUGAGUCCAGUAUGGGCUGCGCUGGCCAUGGCACUGAGUAGUAUCUCGGUUGUCUCGAGUAGCCUGGCCUUGAGGAUUAAUAUGGGGAGUGUGAAGAGAGUGGUGGGUUGGAAGAGAUCAGAGCGUGGUUAA